CAAGAACAAGAGCAACAACAACAAAGAUAAAACAGACAUGUAAAAUGAUGAGGGAAGGCAGAGAGAAAUUUCUUUUUUUUUGAAGACAAAAUGUGUGACAAACAAAUUUAUUAAACUUUCUGUUGUUUUGUGUUUUUUACUAAAAGUUUUGAAAUCCUACUACCCUAAUAAUAUGAGCGAAUCGUUCAUUUCUAACAUUGCAUAUUAUUAAUUUCUUAUCAGUUUUUAUAAUGAUCUAAAUUAUGAAAUAUAAUUCCAGUUAUUUACGAUUAUAUAUCAUCUUAGAAUUGAUGACGAAAGCAUUUGAGUGAAUUAUUCUACAUGUUCAGUAUACAGUGAUGAGUGGAAAUUAUUCAAAAUUAUCAAAUUGAUUGUAAAAACUGAAAGGAUUUUAUAUUUUAUUUCAUGAAAUACUAAGGGGAUGAGUACAACUCUUUCGGAGAUUUUUCGUUAUUUAUUUUUAGUACUACACUGUUGCUGCUGCAAUAUGGUAUAUACUUCUCAAGAUGAUCAAAAUGUUACAUCACAGCAUUUAGAACUGAAAACAUCCACCAGUAAAAAUGAUAGUAUAAUUGUUGAAGCACUAUGGGAUGAAGCAACUAAAAAUCAAACACAAACUACAACAGUUCAGGCUGGUGAAUCAAUAACAUUUGUAUGUCGUAUAUGGACUUUUGAUCCAAGUCUUAAAUAUGCCAUAAACACAGGAGUGCAUAAACCCGAGCAGUCAGUAUUUUUAUUCUGUCCAAUGAGUGUUGCCUACUGUGCUCAAGAUUGUUUACUGGUAGACUCUAGUUGGCCAUUUCAGUGUACUAGACAGUUCAGAAUAGUAUCUAAUUCAGAUUUAAUUUGGUCUAGAUCUACAGAAUUUUCAAAUGAUGCACAAGAGUGGCGUUUACAAGAAGUAAUCUAUAAGGUGGAUAUUGCUACUAUCACUUCUACUGGUUCGUGGAGUUGUUCAUAUGGUGGAUAUCAUUCUAACAGUUUGGAACUUCUUGUACGAGAUCGACCGGCUAUUUUAUCACUAACCUCAAGUCCACCUAGUCCUGUUUUGACUGGAGAUAAUGUCAAGUUAACAUGUGAAGCUGCUCCUAGUCCUAAUGCUCCAUGGUAUUCAUUUGUAUGGCGUCGUCUUGGAAGUCAAAUGCCUCCAGCACACUCUACUCUACGUUUAUCUGACACGAUCUCCGUGUUAACAUUGAUAUCUAUACAACCAGCUGACGAUGGAAUUUACAGUUGUCAUAUAUUACAGUCUAGUUCAAAUGCAGUAAACGAUGAAUGGUGGGAUAAAUCUGAAAUUGUAGAAUCAAAAAUCGGUAAUUCUACAGGCAAAAUGAAACUUACGAAGCACCCAGCAAUUAGACGUCUACAUCUGAGUGUUUUUCAUCCUCCAACGCAUUUAAAUCUAACUGUUCACCCGACUGGACCUUACAAACCUCAAACUAAGGUCAACUUUACUUGUCAAGUUCAUGGGGGUAAACCGAGACCAUUGAUUCACUUUUAUCGUACACCACUUCACUUAAACAAUGGAAAUAUCUCUUAUCUACAAUCAACAAAUUCACACAAUGUGAAGCAUAUGCUAGAGAAUAUAACCCAAUCAGUACAAUCAACAGAGUUGAUAUGGCAGUUGACAGAAGCUGAUAAUACUGCAAGUUUUGGUUGUGCUGCUACAAGUCCUGUUAUUAAAGAUCAAAUAUACUCUGAAUUCAUUAAAACAGAGAUUAUCUUUCCACCUGGUCAACCCAUACUCUCAGCAUCACCACACGGUCCAGUCAGUGAAAAUCGUACCAAAGUGUUCACUUGUCAAUCUUCUAAAGGCAGUAAUCCAAGAGCUAAAAUUUCAUGGGAACUUAUACCUGCCGUAGAAUAUAUUACUGCUGUCUCAAAAAGAAAUUAUGUCAACCAAACAGAAAAACAAACAACUAUUGAACCUAGAAGAAAUUCUGAUUUUGAAAUGGAAAUGUCUGAUACCUAUUCAAAUACCAAAGAAGAUCCUAACAACAAAGGUUAUAUAGCAUACAGUGAGAUACGUUUGAUUGCAAGACCAUGGUUUAACGGUGCCAGAGUAUUCUGUCAUUUGAUAUGGGAUGAAGAAGGGAAUUAUACCAGUAAACAUCAGCAUGACUAUCAUAAAACAGUCUAUUUAUCCAUUGAAGUGUUUUUUUGUCCAUCAGCUGUCAGUUUAAUCACAAUCCCACAGAAUGGAAUUCAAGAAACAUAUGGUGAACAAAUACUUGAAUGUACAGCAACAUCAUCUCAUCCUCCAGCAAUAAUAAGUUGGUUUCAACACAACUCAUCUGGAAGUGUUCAUAAAACUACAACAGAAAAUGUAAUUAUGGAAAGUUCGCUGAUGAAAGUUGAAGCUUUGCCUAAAUCAAACUUGUUAAUUACAACUGAAACAUUCCCGGGAAUUCAUGGUGGGAAACGUGUGGUUAGCAGAUUGAAAUUGAACAAUAUUUCCAGAAAUAAUGAUGGUAUGCUGUACACAUGUGUGGUCAAACAUAUUGAAUGGACAGAAUCAAUUAGUCGAACACAUCAGUUAAUGGUAUUAUAUCCACCGGAGUUGAAAAUGCUCACCUCACCAAAAACAUGGCAGGAGCGCUUGCAAUCUGAUCAGACAACACUUCUGUGUGAAGCAGAAGGCGGUCGACCAAGAUAUAUUGAAGAAGACUAUACUGCCGAAUAUAACCAAAUGAAAUCCCGAAACAAUGCAAGUGUCUCCGUGUUAAAUCGUAUACUCCGUCAUGAUGAAAGCAGUAUGUGGAAAUUCUAUUGGAAAUUUCGUCCUCAUUAUCCAGAUAACUGGAUGGAGUAUAAAAAUCAAGAAAUAGUGUUUGAUACUUUAAAAGUGCCACAUCGAACAUCGAACAAGUUGGUUUUUAGUCAUCCUGGAAGAAAACAAGCUGGUGAAUACACGUGUUUACUUGAAGGCCCAGCUGGAGUUUCACAAGUUACAAGAAACUUGGAUUUUGCAUUCCCACCAGAGUUGGCACCACCGGGAAUAACUUCAGUUACAGCUGCACUUGGUUCACAAACAGUAAUUGAACUACAUAUCUGGACUUAUCCAAUACCUUCUUUCAUCACUGAGAAUUCAAAAAGAACUAAAACUAAACAUUCUUCAUCCAAAAAUUGUGGUUUCGAUGCGAUUGACAUACAAACACCAAAUAAAGUCAGUAUGCUCAAAAAGACAUUCGCUUGGUACAAAGUUAAAACAAAAAGAAUAGCAUCUGAAGUUGAAAUACUUCAAAAAGAAUUAAUCCAUGACAACUGGUCACCAUCAAAGAUAUCUGAAGCGGUAAACACAGGACAACGAAUUUGGACUGAUGUAGUACUCAUUCAGUUACCAUACUACGACAGCGAUGAACAAAUCAAUAAAAAUGGUAGUCAAAAUAAAAUUAAAGAGACAUUACGUAAGAUACCAACUAUAAUUUAUCGAUUAUUUUUAAGUCCAAUCACAGAAAAGGAUUAUGGAGAGUAUAUGUGUGAGGUUGAACAUGAAACAGGAAGGAGACAAUUUUUUAUGCAAGUACAACCUCCAGGUGAUCCACCAGUGACUGUAAAAAUUAUUCGUUUCAUACGUGAACAAUCGCAUAUUCGAGUUUAUUUUGAUCCUUUGUACCUUCUAAAGUCUGAGAAAACCAGAGAUCAUGAUUCAGGCAAGAAUAAAAAGGAUAUGAAGACAGAGUUGGAGACGACUGUAAACAGAAAAAGUUCACCGCCUCAAUCUUCUCUAAAUGAUAACAGACAACAGCUGAAAUGGAAAGCUUCAUUGAGAAUAUGCGCUUCUUAUUAUUCUGAACGUAAUAAAUUGUCAGGAAAUACAGAUAAUGAGUGUGCCUAUUCAUCACAUUUGAUAGAAAAGAUUCACAGAAGACCUAAUUAUGGCCCAUGGCUGGAGUCGUCAGGUUUGCCGUCAAAUAAUAUGUACGGAAUUAAUUCACUGCCAAAUGAAUGUAUCGAAAAAUUAAUUGAAUAUCCUGAGCAGGGAAGAAUUGAAAUUCCAAUAAUCUACUCAAACAGUUAUACAGAGAAAAAUUUAUCUAAUGUGAGACAAAGAAAUGAGACUAACCAAACGUUAGAGGAGAAAAACUUAAUGCGGGAUAAAACUACGAGUAAUGAUAUUGAAGCAAUCAAAGUUUACUGGACGGAUAAGGAGAAAUUGACCUACCAGUUUAGAUUUUAUGAUGAAACUGGAGGUUUAACAUAUGCAACAGAUUGGUUUUAUGAAGACGAUAAUUUCAUCAUACAGUCGGCCAUUUCAAUGCUCGUUUAUCACAAACCCUAUAUGUGGAUUAUAAUUGCUGGUGUAUUUAUUUUCAUUCUUUCGGCUAUUCUAUUAAUCCUCAUAUUACGGAAAAGACUGAGCGUGAAAAAAGAUUUCCAAACAACUUUCAAUCAGAGUUUAACCCCAUUGAAUAAAUCCAUAAUGAAUUCACCUGCAGCAUCACCAAUAGCUAAUUGUAAGCUACAAGAGAAUUUCUAUGUAGCCAAUAUGUCAGUUGUUGACAGUCCAUGUCCACUGAUGAAUCGAAAUGAUAAAAUCAAUGGGAAACAGUUUUUAACACAAACAUCAUCGGUUUACGACAAAGAUUUGAAGAACUUUUCAAACGACAAAUAUCAAUCCACGAAUAAAUAUACAAAUCCUCAAGCUUACCAUCAAAAUAUUCAUCAUAAAGUUGACCUAAUGAAUGAUGAAAAUGAAUCGCUAAAAAAUAUGCCUAAAAAUCUUUUUGAAUUACGCUACAAUGAACUUGACCUAUCGCAUAAUCAAUGCUCCAGUGAAGGUUUAAACGAUGAAAUUAGUUAUAUCUCACCGGCAACUUAUUCACCCGUUGCAUCACAUUUCAGUCCGCUACCAUUAAUUCGAUCAAAUGAUCAUAUGGUGCCUUCGUCAUCCCUACUGUUAUAUAAUAAUAGUUGUUGUUACAAUAGAAAAUUUGGUUUUGAAAUGAAUCACUCGUUACCACCACCACUCUUCGGUCCAGUGCCGAUUCGAUAUAAUUCUCAAUCAUUGAAUUCUUCAAGCGAAUUAUCAUCUCCUCUUCUAGGAAGUGGAAGCCAAUUGAGGAAACUCUAUCCAACACCUUCUAGUUUUUGUUAUCAUCAGAAUAUUCCUACUCCUACUACUGCCGCCAAUGGUAGUAAUAGUAAUAGUCGGAAUAAAUUAAAAUGUCAAGAAGGCAAAAUCGAUACAAUUUCAAAUGUUGUCAGAAAGAAUCCAUCAAAGCUUAACAAUAUUACUAGUGAUCCAAACAACACUGUGAAUUCUAACAAUCAAACAAAAGGUACUCAAGCAACUUCAAAUAAACAUGAUUGCAGUGUCUCACAGACAGAUUCCGCUGAACAGUUCAACUCCCUUCAAAAGCCUAUAAAUAGACCUCAUUUAAUUAAAAAUAAUUUAUAUUCACCUAAACGGCAGGGAUUCAAUUCAGGGGAAAUCAAUCAGCAUAGCAUUAAUACAAACAAUACUAGCAGUCAAGAUGAUGCAGGUAUAUUUUAUACCGAUAAAGGUAGUAGUAAUAAUAAUAACUCAAACAGUAUGAAUAAUGCCACUGACCACUAUUCAGUACAGUGUGGUUUAAACACUUUAAAUUCGAAUCGCACUGUCUAUAAUACUCAUCCUUCAGAUUCUGGUCAUUUAUCAUCCCCACUGGCUGAAAAUAGACAAAAUCCUUCUGCAUUUAAAGCAAAUAAUGCAAGUGCAAUGAAUGGGAAUUCCCUAAUAAAUAAUUUUCAGAAAUUAAGACAUUCUGAAAAUUAA
Messenger RNA from Trichobilharzia szidati, 5758 nucleotides. Lineage: Eukaryota; Metazoa; Platyhelminthes; Trematoda; Strigeidida; Schistosomatidae. The record is from the annotation of a GenBank genome assembly.